CCAGCACUGUGAUCUUCAUGCUUCACACUGCUUCUUUACGUGGAGUGGUUAAAUCAUAGAAAAUGGCAACUGUAGCAGGUGCUAUCGGAUGGGAAGAACUAAGAAAACAAGCUCAGCACCUUGAAAAUGAAAUUGAUGCGAAACUUGAUGCUUUCAAUAAAUUGGGUGUCAAAGCAGGAUCCGCUCACUCUAGUAGCGAUACCGUUCCUCUGCUCGAUGAGGAGCAUGUGUUUGAAAAUAUGGCUACAGAGAUAGAAUCGUUAUUCGCCAAGUUAUCUGCAGUAAAUGACAAAAUGAGUGAAAUAAAACCUGAUGGAGGGAAUAUGUUGCAUAGGAUACAACGUCACAGAGAAAUUUUAAAAGAUUACAAGUUGGAAUUCAACAAAACUCAAAAUAAUUUCAUCGCCAGACGUGACAGAGAAGAUUUGCUAAGCAGUGUGCGGAAAGAAAUUGAUAACUAUAAGAGUGGCAGUGGCCUCAAUAGGAGAGACCAAUACUUGAAAGAGAGUCAGCACUUACACAACUCCGAUCGAUUGGUUAAUGACCAAAUAAGUAUAGCAGUUGAAACACGAGAGCAUUUGGUAUCUCAACGUCACACAUUCAAACGGAUUCAAACCCGUUUCAACGACAUCUCCAAUCGAUUUCCAGCUGUGAACAGUUUACUACAAAGAAUAAAUAUUCGAAAACGCCGUGACUCUAUUAUUUUAGGACUGAUUAUCGGUUUUUGUACAUUUCUGAUGCUACUUUAUGCAUUUCAUUAAGUUGUAUUGAGUUAACAUU
Messenger RNA from Diprion similis, 780 nucleotides. RefSeq names its product Golgi SNAP receptor complex member 1 (gene Gos28). Lineage: Eukaryota; Metazoa; Arthropoda; Insecta; Hymenoptera; Diprionidae. The record is from RefSeq and is a predicted model, not a curated record. Gene Ontology annotation, biological process: vesicle fusion; endoplasmic reticulum to Golgi vesicle-mediated transport. Gene Ontology annotation, cellular component: Golgi medial cisterna; cis-Golgi network; SNARE complex. Bases 63 to 761 code for a protein of 232 amino acids. The transcript has 5 exons. Gene Ontology annotation, molecular function: SNAP receptor activity.